AUGGACAUCGACACAGCAACGCAGGAAACGUCGCUGACUGACCCAGAUUUGACCUUGCCAGCCGACGCCCGGGUCAUUGUCGACCGAAAGGCGCUAACAACCGAUGCUCUUGCUUUGUUCGAACCUGAUCCAAAGGAGGAGACAUCGUUCAGUCAGAGGAAAGCAGAAACGUGCGAGCGCGCACUCCGCCGUGUCCCAUCGUUCUUCCUUGGACUCUUUCCAUGCAUAGCGUGGAUCAAAAGCUACAACGUGAGGACGUUCCUCGUUCCCGACGUCCUCGCAGGGCUUUCGGUAGCUGUGCUUCACGUGCCACAAGGUCUUGUGUGUGCCAUCAUAGCCGGAGUAGAUCCAGUUCUGGGCCUGUACAGUUCACUUUACCCUGGCUUGAUCUACGCUAUUAUGGGCACUUCACCUUAUGUAUCUAUAGGCGUGUUUCCUGUAACAGCACUCAUGACUGGAGUGGCGGUCCAAAAAUGCGGCUUCAUCUCUGAAAACGCGACGGCCCUUGCUGACGAUGGAGCCCAGCUAUCCAUUGAACAGUCGAGAAACGGUGUAGCCACCACGAUUGCAUUCAUGAGCGGGCUUAUUCAGGUAGCCUUGUGGCUAUUGCCAUUAGACCGGUUGGCGGCCAUCAUAUCACCUGUAAUGGCCGAAGGCUUUCUCACAGCAACUGCAGUCAUGGUCAUCGUCAGCCAGCUGCCGGCGGUCUUCGGAAGCGGUGCUCAGACUAGCAAAGGGCUUUUCGGUACUCCACUGACCAUCUACUACGUGGCGAAGAGUAUACAACACAGUACCCUGGCCACCUUACUGCUCUCACUGGCCGCAUUUGGGCUACUCAUCGUCUUGAAGGGAGUCAUUGCUCGCCAAAUGAGGCGUUUCACAGUGGUCCCUCUCCCAUCAGACCUCGUUUUGGUCACUGUGGCCACGGCAGCUUCUCAUUUCCUAGAGCUUGACGUCAAGCACAGCGUGAAAGUUGUUGGGCAUAUAACAUCAGGGUUUCCGAAACCAACGCUGCCACCUUUCGAGAACUGGCCAUCGCUUCUACCCGACGCUGCGGCAAUCGCCAUCGUGCAGUUUGUAUCUACUUUUUCCAUAGCGAAACUGUUCGGCCAAAAGCAGCGCCUGAAGGCGAACGCAAGUCAGGAGAUGCUGGCAUACGGUAUGAGCAACGUAGUCGGUUCAUUCUUCUCGUGCAUACCCGCAGGCUCGGCAUUGGCGAGAUCUGUUGUUCUGAGAGAAGUCGGUGUGAAUACUCAGGUGUGUGGUCUGGUCUCAUGCGCAUUCGUGGCUGUCACGCUCUAUUCCAUUGCACCAAUAUUUCGGCCCCUCCCAGAGUGUGUCCUUGGUGUGGUAAUUAUUGUAGUCCUUCUUCCAAUGCUGAGCACGCUGAGAAAUUUGGCAAAGCUCUGGGUCAUCAGCCGACUUGAUUUUGCCCUCUGGUCGCUGAGCUUCCUGAGUGUGGUUCUCUUGAACGCCACGUAUGGACUACUGGUCGGUGUUCUCCUGGGUCUCUUGGUAAUCUUCCUUGAGUUAAACGGGCACAAGGGGUCUCACCUUAAACCUUGCAAGCCCGACGUCUUCCUACCUCGAGCGCAUCACCUGUCUUUUAGAGACACUGUGACACUAUACCGCUUUGGCAGUCCGCUGUGCUUCGCAACGCAACAUAACAUCGUGGCUGACUUCGAGGAACUCUUCAAGGAUGAAAAGCGUCCAAGCGUCAAGCUUACAAGCAAGCUGGACAACAUGUAA
Messenger RNA from Rhipicephalus sanguineus (brown dog tick), 1749 nucleotides. Its product is annotated as solute carrier family 26 member 6. The transcript has 15 exons. Gene Ontology annotation, biological process: transmembrane transport. The record is from RefSeq and is a predicted model, not a curated record. Lineage: Eukaryota; Metazoa; Arthropoda; Arachnida; Ixodida; Ixodidae. Gene Ontology annotation, cellular component: membrane. Bases 1 to 1749 code for a protein of 582 amino acids. Gene Ontology annotation, molecular function: chloride transmembrane transporter activity; secondary active sulfate transmembrane transporter activity; oxalate transmembrane transporter activity.